Molecule: messenger RNA, 522 nt
Organism: Exophiala viscosa
Lineage: Eukaryota; Fungi; Ascomycota; Eurotiomycetes; Chaetothyriales; Herpotrichiellaceae
Product: putative phosphoglycerate mutase family protein
Exons: 4
Coding region: 1-522 (173 amino acids)
Source: RefSeq, a predicted model, not a curated record
AUGGUAUCGCCUCAAAGCCCCAUCAUCUAUCUCAUUCGACACGGUGAAAAGCCACCAAAACUACCCAAUGGACAAGACCCGGAUGGUCUUUCGACGCAGGGUGUUCAACGUUCCCAAGCCCUUGUCCAGGUCUUUGGAAGCAGCAGCCCUUACAUCCUUGGGUACAUCAUUGCUCAACGUCCCAAGGAUGACGGCAAAGAAGAUCGCCCUUACUUGACCAUCAAACCACUCGCAGACUCUCUCAAGCCGAACGUGGAAUUUUCCCACAAAGUCCACCGAGAUGAUGCUGCAGGUGUCGCACAAGCUGCUCAAGCCUUCCAAGGCCCGGGAAAUAUCCUGAUAUGCUGGGAGCACCACAGACUUCAAGGUAUUGCCCAGGCUAUUGGCGUCCAAGAUGCACCCGUCUAUCCAGAAGAUCGCUUCGAUGUCAUUUGGACUAUCGAAUCACCAUAUGAUCGUAUUUCGAACAUAACGUCUGAGCACUGUCCGGGCCUUGACGAUGCGCACGCUAGUGACCCAUGA